AUGCAUGAAAUAGAAGAACAAUUCACCAACAACACAGUCUGUAGUGUAGCCAUCUCUAUUCGCCGUACGUUAAAUGAUCCGAUCUUCAAUCUUUUGCUGACUUUUUUUCAUCAUGUGAUGCCACACGUAGACAUACUAUUCAAUCAACUGCAGCAAAGAAAAAUUGAACCCAUUCUAGUAAAAGACGUUAUCGAUAAUUUUGAAAGCAGUAUCACGCAAGUUCGAAAUAAUAUUGAUAGCAUCAUUACUGAAGCAUCCGAUAUAAUAAGCGAACAGCCACCAGAAAAUAAACGCAAGCGCCCAGGUAACAGCAGAUUUAAUCACCGGAUUUCUGCUGUAGAGGUGUGUGAUGUUAUCCUAAAUUGUGCAAAAGAUCGAUUUGAUUUUAAAGAGCACUUAAUAGUUUCCUCACUUUUUUUUUUUGAAUGCUUUGGAGAGUAUUGUGGCAAAUUACCUGAGAAUAAACUCACUUCCGCAUGCUGGUUUUAUCCCACAAUUGACAAAGAACUAUUGCGAACUGAACUGUCUGUUAUUUAUUCAAGAAAUGGUUGCAGGACAUUGAAUGGCGCACUACCUCUACUAAAAUUUUUAAUAUCAAACAAUCUAGAAGAUACGUUAAAGGAGACUAGAAAAUGA
Molecule: messenger RNA, 636 nt
Organism: Psylliodes chrysocephalus
Lineage: Eukaryota; Metazoa; Arthropoda; Insecta; Coleoptera; Chrysomelidae
Source: the annotation of a GenBank genome assembly